AGACGCUGACGAAGGCAAUAAUGCCAAGAUCACCUAUUCAAUGGAAGGCUCAGAAUCCUCGGCUUUCGUAAUAAACCUGUCAAAUGGGAAAAUAACUACAAAAUCAACGCUAGACUACGAGACGAAGAAAUCUUAUCAGUUUCAAGUGGUAGCAACAGACGGGGGACAACCUGCGCAAAAUGGGACAACGAUGGUAACUGUGAAUGUUGUGGAUGUUAAUGAUAAUAGACCGAAAUUUGGUGGGCCAUAUGUUGAAAGUAUUCCUGAAGAUAAGCCUGUUGGUCAGAGCGUAAUCACUGUGAACGCAACGGAUGAUGAUUCAGGGCCUCGGGGGGAUAUCCGGUACUCGAUUGUUGGUGGUAAUAUUGGCACUGCCUUUGCGAUCAUAGAUGCAAGGUCUGGAGUGAUCACUGUCAAGUCUCCGCUGGAUCGUGAAACCAGGUGAAAAUAUAUUUGCAAAAACAAUCUUUCUAGGAGAAACAUGGCUAUAAGAAACAAUGUUUAAGGGUUUGUCCACCUUUGGGAAGAAUGGCUGGGAAACAAUGUUUCCUGGUUUGUCCACCUUUGGGAAACAUGGCUAGGAAACAAUAUCUCCUGGUUUGUCCGCCUUCGGGAAACAUGGCUAAGAAACAAUGUUUCCUUGUUUGUCCACCUCCGGGAAACAUGGCUAGGAAACAAUGUUUCCUGGUUUGCCCACCUUUGUGAAACAUGGCUAGGAAACAAUAUUUCCUGGUUUGCCCACCUUAAGGAAACAUGGCUAGGAAGCAAAGUUUCCUGGUUUUGCCUGUCUCUUACAUACUAUGAGCUGUACAAAAGGAGGAAUGACUGACAACCACAGGAUUAUUAAUGGUGAUCCAAUUGUUCUCUUUAGCUCUGCCUACAAACUAACUGUUCAAGCAUCAGACCGAGGGUCGCCAUCAAUGAACGCCCGAGCUACGGUUACCAUAACAAUUACUGACGUCAACGAUAACUCUCCAAUCUUCCAAGGAUUGCCCUACAGGAGAUCCAUCCCGGAAGAUUUUUCUACCUCCGACGUUAUUCUUCAGGUACGAAUCUCGUAUCAUAGUAUAGUGGCCGGCUUUAGAAAUGGUGAUACGAAAAUCAAACUAUGUUUCGUGAUUCUAUUUAUUUGCCAUCAACUGGACGAUAGUGCUUGGUGAAACCAGAGUCAAAGGAGUUAGUCGCUUCGCCAUGCACAAAUCUUUUGAAAUUUUUCCUAUUAAUAUUUCAAUAGUAUGUUUGAGUGAAUCUGCGAGGCGAUACUGUUAGAUGAUUGCUUCAUCGUGCAAAAAAAUUUUUACCGUGCAGAAAUUUGAAAAAAAUAUGAACAAAAAGAUGCAGAAAAGACUUUCAGACCACAUGUUCAUUGACUACGGUGAAACGCUAUUAUAUUUAAAUUGGUUUUAACCAAUUAUUUUGUAUAUUUUAUAAGGUAACUGCAACAGACAAAGAUGCUGGCACGCUUGGUAAAGUAUCUUAUAGUAUAAAAUCACCUCAGAUUGCUAAAGAAACAUUCAGCAUUGAUAAAAACAACGGUAAUUUGAGCAUCAUUGUUGUUGUUUUGUAUUUCUGUUUGUAGCUUUGAUAGUUAGUGAGUUCUGAUAGUGCUUAGUGAAACCUAUCUAUGUAUAAUUUUGAAAUAUAUAACGAAACAAGGUUUAAAUCGAGAAUUAAUUGACUCCUUAUUGUUUUUAGGAAAUAUUCGCUUAAUAAAAAGCCUGGACUAUGAGCAAAAGCAAGGCUACACUUUCACGAUUGUUGCACGUGAUGGUGGUGGCAAAGAAACUACAGCGACAGUUCAAAUUUACGUUACUGACGUGAACGAUAAUGCGCCAGUAUUCGAGAAUGACCCAUACCGCGCAGACGUCGCAGAAAAUGCUAAAAUUGGUCACUUGGUUGGUACAGUGAUAGCUAAAGACGUGGACUCAGGCCCCUUCGGUCGUGUCACGUAUUCAAUCACUAAUGGAAAUACUGGGAAAGCAUUUCGAAUUGACGCUGCUGGUAGGUUGAAUAUUUUUUGUUGGUCCUUUCGAAUAUUUAUACAAAGUCGUUUUUAAAGGAAGAACAUUUGAACUGAGAGAACUUUUCAGUGUAAAUAAAUUUAGUGUACUGUUUAGGCGUUUUCUAAAGUAGUAAUACUGGAGGAUCAAGUAGGGAUCUCGGAACCUCUAGGGAGAACAAUUUGAAAUUAAGAGAAUUUUUCAAUAUUAUUUCAGUUUUGGUUGCCUUCUGUAGUAGCACUGGACAAUAAAGUCUGGUUGUCAAAGUUUUUGUGUUCACAGUAAGAAUUUGUAUUAGGGGAAUUCUACUAGGAGAUUUGUAAGAAAUCUUGAGGGAAAUCACUCAUGUUAAACACUAAGUGAGUUCCCUCAAACAUUUCUUAUAAAUCUUCUAAAACUUAGAGUUCACCUAUGCAAAAUUCUUACUGUCAUCACAGAAACUUUGAUAGUGUACACCAGACUUAAGAGUUCGCUGAGAACAGUUUAGAAUUUAAUCCUAACCCAUCUUCAUGACAGGACGUGUAACGAUCAUGUCAAGUUUGGAUCGCGAAACUCUUCAGAAAUACACCCUGACCAUCAGAGCGCAGGACGAUGGCCAACCCGCGAAAUCUUCUACAACUACAUUCACCAUCACCGUCACGGACAUCAAUGAUAACAAACCAACCUUUGGACGAGACUCGUAUUCGUUCAACAUUGCUGAAAACAACGCAGUGAAUGCUGUGGUAGGCAAACUCGGACAGGCUACUGACGAAGACGCGGGGAAUAAUGCAAAAAUCGUUUAUUCCAUUGUAAGCGGAAAUGUAAACACGGCGUUCGAGUUUAAAACAAACGGAGACCUUAUUGCAAAGAAGAGACUGGACAGGGAAGACAUAGCUUCGUAUUCGCUUGUGAUCGAGGCUAAGGAUCAAGGAAAUCCUUCUUUAUCCACCACAGUUCCUGUCAAAGUUGUUGUUGACGACAAAAAUGAUAAUGCUCCAAAGUUUACGGAGAAGGCUUAUAGUUGCAGUAUUGAUGAGAACUCCGCGAGUAACUCUCGUGUCUGUUUUGUUCGCGCUACUGAUGCAGAUAUUGGGAAGAAUGGAGAGGUUGUUUAUGAGUUGGUUUCUUCAAGUAACGAGUUCAGUGUUUCACAGGUUAGUAAACCAAUUUGUUUGUUGAAUGACUUUCUACAUAUAGAUUAGAUACCCAGAAAUAACGUUUUUCAUUCGUAAACAGCCAUGGAUCAUAGUAGUUUAUAUAGGCCGUUUAUAUUCGUUUAUUAUAUAGGCCGUUUAUAUAUACAACUUUUACCACCGUUUUAGGUGCGAUUUUCUUCUUCUGAUUCAUGUAAACGUCAGUGCAUGAGUUAGGAAUCCUCAGAUGAGGGUGCGUCAGUGGGAAGAGGUUAUUUUGCUGACCUCAGAAUGACACUUCGUCAAAACUUUUUUCUUCAAGAUUGGUUUAGAAACAAACUUGGAGUAGGGUUAGGUUAGGAUUACGGUUAGGGUUAGAGUUGGUGUUUGGAAUAGGGUUAGUGUUAGUGUUAGUAAAACCAUUGUUUUGUUACGUUUUGUCACUCUGAGGACAGUAAAAUAACCUCUUAUAUCAGUAUAGGUUUUCCACUCAGAACAUUCAUAACUCAUCUACUCUGACUACUCGUUCACAUGCAUCAGCAGAAGGAAAUCGUACUAGUAAUCUGAAUAAUCAAACAUCUUAUUUGCACAUUCGUGUAGAACGGUGGCGAAAUAAUGACAACAGUAUCGCUGGACAGAGAGACGACGCCUUCAUAUACGUUGAGAAUCCGCGCGAAAGAUCUUGGCGACCCUACGAUGAACUCAAUUGUAACAGUAACUGUUACAGUUGUUGAUAAAAACGACCAUGAACCAAAAUAUGAUCAAGACUAUAGUUUCCAAGUGAAAGAAAAUGCUACUGUGAAUACCAGAGUUGGUCAAGUGAGUGCAAGCGAUGCUGACGAAGGCUUGAACGGAAAGGUUGUUUACGACAUCACUGGAGGAAACACAAAAUCCGCGUAAGUAUUUUCUAUAUGCAGUAGUUUUAUACUAACAAAUACCCAUACGCCUGUAUGCUAAAAGCUCACUCACACUCACACUGAAAGAGUGGAGGUUCAAUCUGAGCUUCCCUUGAGUGUCAAUGCUGUUUUUGAAUAACUGGAGAGUGAGUAAUAACAGUAAAAAACUGAUACAUUACAUGAAGGGUGAAAUAGCAUGAACGAAUCUUAGGACCUGCUGAAAAUGUAGCCUUCAUUUUAUGAAUAUUUCCGCAUCUAAAUGGUCUUAUCAUUCUUUGUCUAGCUUUUCCAUCGAUAAAAACACCGGAGUUAUUUCAGUGAAAUCUGGGUUAGAUCGCGAAACUGUGGCGAAUUAUAAACUGGUCAUUCGUGCAUCAGAUCAGGGAACCUCUGUGUUAUCCUCCAGUAAGGUCGUUCCAAUCAAGAUCCUGGACGUCAAUGACAAUCCUCCCAUAUUCACAAAGUCACCAUAUUUUGGUGAAAUCGCAGAAGAUGCUGCCGUGGGAUCUCGUGUUGUACAGGUUAGACUGUUUAUCUUGCAGUACAACAAUUGUGAUAUUACUUUCCUAACUAUGUUUAUCCUAACCGAUCCUGUCAACUUUCCCUGUGGGAGGAAACCAGAGCACCCGGAGAAAAUCCACGACUUUUGGCAGAGCGUUGACUGACUCUUUUCACACGAGUCCGUAGCGAGAAUCGAACCCGCGAACUCAGAGGUGAAGUGCACUGCGACACUAAAACCCCACUGCUGUUGUAAUUCCCAAACGUCCUAUAUUUUUACAGGUAAAAGCAACUGACAAAGACGAAGGGGUAAACAGUGAAAUCAAGUACAGUAUAACUGGCGGAGAUCGGAAAAAUAAUUUUACAAUUAAUGAAGAUUCUGGUUUGAUAACGACUGCAACGAAACUCGAUUAUGAAACCGAUAAAUCGUACCAACUUACUGUCACGGGUAUGCUAUAGUUACAUCUCAAACUCGUUAAUAAUUUCUGAGUAAAUUAGCCAACCAUAUUGCUUGAUUUUGCUCACAUGAUAAUACUGGAUAUCUGGUGAAGUAUAUACUGAUCCAGUAUAUCCAGAUGAAGGAAACUGAUCCGAUUUAGUCCAGUUCUCAUAGUUGGAUUUGAAAUAUUACAUGGUACUGAAUGAUUGGAAAGUCUAGGGUUAGAAAUUGUCUUCGAUUUGUGUGGCCCAUAAAGUUAACAUAUGUAUGAACUGAAAUUUACAUUGCUUGAUGUCACCAUGGUUGUUAUAAGACCUGGUUAGGAAACCCGGCAAACUUUAAAGAAAUUACGCUAUAAACAAACAUGGAGGUUGAACAGUCUGUUUGACCUGCACAUAUUGGUUUUAAUCGAUGAGAAUUGACCAAACGUAACACAAACAUUCUCCAUCGAAAAAUGGUAGUAAUACUUCGUGAUUGGCAAGAUAUAUGCCGUACGAUAUAGCUCUGGUAGGCGAAACAAACAGUUGGUACCCAUUCCUUACGCCAAGCUGUCUGAACUGACUAUUGUCAAAACAAUAGAAAGACAAAGGAUUUUUCAACCGUGACCCUGCACAAGGUACACAAUCACCUAAAACAAAGGGUUUCCAAACCAUGUCAUAUAUAUUAACUAUGAUGUCACAUUGUCACGCUAAAGAGACUGUCGAAGUCUCUGGGGUCACAGUAGGAAUUUUGCAUAGGGUUUGAGCGAACUGACAAUUGAAAGUAUUUUACACUGAGUCAAUUUCCUCACACAUUUCUGAUAAAUCCUUAAAACUUACCUACUCUAUGGAAAGUUCCUACUGUGAUCACAGAAACUUUGAUAGUAUUAUGAAAAGCUCAUUCCUUAAGAAAUCUCAUAAACAUUCAUAUAUAUAUAUAUUUAUUUCAGCCACCGAUCAAGGUAACCCAACGAGGACAAGCACAUGUCAAGUCAACAUUACAGUGAAAAACACGAACGACAACGCUCCCACAUUUGUCCCUGGAUCUCCCAUCGUAUACGUCAGCGAGGCCGUUGCCAUAGGAACUAAAGUGGUAAAGUUCAACGCGACAGAUGAGGAUGGAAAUAGCCUCUCUUUUUCCAUUUCUGAAGGCAACACAAACGAUGAUUUUGCUGUUGAUAAGGAUACCGGACUUCUGACAACAAAGAGAAAAUUGGAUCGGGAAAAAAUACCUCGGUAUAAUCUGACUGUCACCGUGACAGAGUCCAAUACCAGAGCCACAGGGCAAUCCAGUUCACAGAAUCUUAGUGUUAUUGUGACGGACGAGAAUGAUAACGGGCCUGUGUUUGAACCGAAAGAGUACGCUAAAGAUAUAGAUGAGAAUACACCUGCAGCUAGGCUAAUGUACCGUUUGGCAGGUAGGCUAACUCGCGGGCUGAGGGAUAGCGAUUUUUUAAAGUUUUUCAAAACAGACCAUUGGGGCAUCGGUUUGAUUGGUUAAUGCUAAUUAGUUUCACAGCUUUUCAGACAUUUUUGCAAAAGUUGGAAAGGUUUGCCGUGGUUUGUGCCAGAACUUCUUAAAAAAAUAAAAGCAUAACGACGUUUAUAGCGAAGGCCAUUCGUGUUCGCGUUUUCUUUGCUCAUAAGUUAUUACUGAGUUUGAGAAGUUCUAUUAGGCCUGGAUAUUUAAAAAAAAUUAAUUAUUUCUUUAGGAGCUUUAUUGACCGUGAAAGCAACGGACGCAGAUGCGGGAAAGAACGCUGAAAUAACUUUCUCCUUGGACAGUAUUUCAACUAAAAAAUUCACCAUCGACAGCACAACUGGUCUCAUCUCGACCAAAAUACCACUGGACCAUGAAGAAAAGUCUAAUUAUGACAUUACUGUGACCGCGCGGGACUCUGGGACGCCUUCGUUGUCCUCGGCAGCAAAAGUUCAAGUGACGGUGAAUGACUUGAACGACAACAAGCCACGUUUCACGAAGGAUUACACGACAACGCUUCGUGAAAAUACAGCGAAGGGAAGGACCGUGCUACGAGUAGAAGCCAGUGACCCUGACUCGGGCGAGAAUGGAAAGAUUAAUUAUACGAUAACAUCAGGCAACGAUUUAGGAUAUUUCACCAUUGACGCAGUCAAGGGGAUCAUAAGCGUUGAAAUACCACCUGACAGAGAGCAAUACCCCUCAUUUACCCUAAAUAUACGUGCUACUAACAAACCAGCCUUCGUCCCAUCGACUCCGUCAGCCAAAACAGACUGUUCUGUCGUUAUUACCAUCGAAGAUGCUAAUGAUAACCGGCCUAACAUAACCAAUACAAUCACUACGGUUCAAGUUGAGGAGAAUUCUCCCGUCAAUACCCAAGUACUUGAUGUAAACGCCACUGAUGCGGACAUCGGGGUUAAUGGGGAGAUUGUGUACGAGAUUGUUCAAGGGAAUAUUAACAAUGCGUUCAAGAUUGUUCCUGAUAGUGGCGUCAUUUCCACGCGUGGCGCGAUAGACCGCGAGGCAAUUGCCAGUUACACAUUAAAGGUUCAGGUAACCGAUAAAGGUAGCCCGGAAUUGUUUUCUACAAAAGAUUUUGUCGUGGACGUUUCUGAUCUCGAUGAUAAUCCUCCAGUCUUUAACCCUACUGUUUAUGACGGUGAGUUUUGAAAUACUUUGUUUUAUUACGUGUAUUGGUACUUCCAGUUUGAUUCUACCAAACACCACAGGUUUUUGUCAUCAGGCACAACGUAAGUUAAUUAAGUUUAGGUUUCCUCCUGUAGCACCAAGAAAGAUAGAUCCGUUACUAGUUUCGGACAGAUGAAGCUAUCCAUAUGAAUGAAGUUAGUUUAGAUUAAUAGGUUUUUCCUGUAACAACACUGGACAAAUUAGGGAUUUACUGGACCUCUGGGAAGAAUAGUUUGGAACUGGUAGAGCUAUCCAAUAUAAAUAACGUUUAGUAUAGAUUAGUUUAGACUUCGUUGUAACAUUAGACUAAUAAUGAAAGGUUCUUGCUGGAUCUCUAGGGAAAACUGAUGGACCUAUCAACCUUUGUCAGAAUUGAAAAGCCAUUCAGUCUAAUAACCACGAUUUUCUUUAACUGUUUUUAGAAUCGGUACCCGAGUCAGCAAAUCUGAGUACGAUAGUUGUUCGUCUCUUAGCAACAGACAAGGAUAUUGGUAACAACGCAAAGAUCAGAUACUCAAUUGCUUCGGGCAACGAUGAAGACCACUUCAACAUUGACAGUGACAAAGGCGAGAUCUAUACCAGCGCUGUAUUGGAUUAUGAGAAACUCAAAGAAUAUACACUUGUUGUGGAGGCAAAAGACACGAAACAUACGGCCCAGGCGGAUGUUACCAUAAGAGUCGAGGAUAUUAAUGACAAUCUUCCAGUAUUCAAACCAAGUUCGUAUAAAAUUAGCAUCCCCGAAAACCAGGGAUUAGGCAAAACAAUUGUGAAUGUCAAUGCCACAGAUAAAGAUCCAUUUGGCGGGCUUACCUACAGCUUACACUCUCCUAACAAUAUGUUUACGGUUGACCCGGCAAGCGGAAAGAUAAGUGCGGUUUCCGAACUUGACCGAGAAACCACCGACUAUUAUAACCUUACCGUACGAGCGACCGACGGGGGCUCUCCGGCUCUUUCCGACACCGCUGUCGUAGAGAUUCUUAUUACGGACAUAAACGACAACCGUCCGAUCUUCAAUUCGUCCCAAGAAGAUAUUUCUGUGCUGGAGAAUUCGCCGGUUGGAAAAGUUUUGCUCAAAGUAGCGGCCACGGAUGCGGAUAUCGGCGUAAACGCGGAGCUGCGGUACAAAAUUACGGGCGGCAAUGAAGCGGGCAAGUUUAAAUUGGAUGCAGUCUCUGGUAAUCUUAGUGUCUCUGGAGAUAUUGAUCGUGAAAAAGUUGACGCUUACAGGUGAGAAUUAUAACUGUUUAAAAUUUCUUCGUACUCGUCCGAUUAUGAUUUCACCUCAAUCGCAUGUGAGGGGAAUGAUUCCAGUUUGAAUCUAAGAAACAUCGCAGUUUAGUUUAAGUUUCCUCCUGCAUGCAGUAACACUGCAUCAUUAUGAUUUUUACUGGACUUCUAGGGAGAACAGUUUAGAACUUAUAGAGCUGUUCGGUAUAAAUACAAUUAGUUUAGUUUAGGUUUUCUCCUGUAGUAACACUGGAUCAAUAAGAGAUGAUUUUUACUGGACUUCUAGGGAGAACAGUUUAGAACUGUUAGAGCUAUCCAGUAUAAAUAAAAUUAGUUUAGUUUAUGUUUCCUCCUACAGUAACACUGCAUCAAUAUGAUUUUUACUGGACGUUUAGGGAGAACAGUUUAGAACUGAUAGAGCUGUUCGGUAUAAAUAAAAUUAGUUUAGUUUAGGUUUUCUCCUGUAGUAACACUGGAUCAAUAAGAGAUGAUUUUUACUGGACUUCUAGGGAGAACAGUUUAGAACUGUUAGAGCUAUCCAGUAUAAAUAAAAUUAGUUUAGUUUAUGUUUCCUCCUACAGUAACACUGCAUCAAUAUGAUUUUUACUGGACGUUUAGGGAGAACAGUUUAGAACUGAUAGAGCUGUUCGGUAUAAAUAAAAUUAGUUUAGUUUAGGUUUUCUCCUGUAGUAACACUGGAUCAAUAAGAGAUGAUUUUUACUGGACUUCUAGGGAGAACAGUUUAGAACUGUUAGAGCUAUCCAGUAUAAAUAAAAUUAGUUUAGUUUAUGUUUCCUCCUACAGUAACACUGCAUCAAUAUGAUUUUUACUGGACGUUUAGGGAGAACAGUUUAGAACUGAUAGAGCUGUUCGGUAUAAAUAAAAUUAGUUUAGUUUAGGUUUUCUCCUGUAGUAACACUGGAUCAAUAAGAGAUGAUUUUUACUGGACUUCUAGGGAGAACAGUUUAGAACUGUUAGAGCUAUCCAGUAUAAAUAAAAUUAGUUUAGUUUAUGUUUCCUCCUGCAGUAACACGGGGCUAUCAAUGAAUCGCUCUUAAGAGAACAGUUUAGGACUGAUAAAGCUAUCCAAUGUAAAUAAAGUUAGUUAAGUUAACUUUAAAAUACUUUCAUUAAAUUCACUAGCUUGGAAAUCGUGGCUCAAGAUCAAGGCAAGCCAUAUCGUCAAUCAACACCACUGGUAGUCGCCAUCAAGGUUCUGGACGAAAAUGACAACGAUCCUGUCUUUACUAAGAGCAGAUACGAGCAAAAUAUUACAGAGAAUUUAUCGAGCGGGGCUUUUGUCAAGGAGGUUGAGGCGACUGACGCUGAUAUUGGCGCCAAUGGACGGGUGACCUAUGCCAUCCUAAGUGGUGCAGAGGGAUAUUUCAGGAUAGACAAUGAUACAGGUAUUUGUAUACGAGUGUAACACGGGGCAAAUGAGAAUUACGUAAUACCCUGCUGACCAACCAUCAAUAUUGACACGGCUUGUCCUCAACAGCAUCACUUGAGAAAAUUUAGGGAACUUGUAUGUUUGUAUGAAAAAUUGAUAUGUCUUUCUUUAAAAAGGUAUUGUUGAAACAACCAAGCCACUAGACCGUGAAGAUAUCGCCUCAUUCCUCAUCACAAUUGAAGCAAGAGAUCAAGGAAAUCCCUCACGAAACUCGACGACACUUUUACAAGUGAACGUUCUUGACCUGAACGACAACUCUCCCAGGCUGGACACCAUCGUGGCGAACGUUACCGAAGAGCAGCCGAAGGGUGAGUUCGUGACACGAAUCGUGGCGAUAGAUCCCGACCAAGGCAGGAACGGGGAAGUCGAGUAUAGUUUGACCAUCAGAGGAAAUCAGUCCCUCAAGAUUGACGCGAAAACAGGAGACGUGAUCACUCGAGUGACAUUCGAUUACGAAGAACAGAAGAAUCAUACGUUCCAAAUUAUCGCAACUGAUAAAGGUGAAUAAAACUUCCCUGUAAUACAAUUAAACUUCUCUAAUACGAACACCGAAUGUUAAGAUCAAAGUAGCAAACUUUCCGUAAGGAGAUAUCCUAUUAUGAUGACGUCACUCUUAAGACUCGUUUACUCCAGUUCCUGAAUAAUUUCAAUUUCUAAAGCGGACAUUUCACAGGCUACUGAUCACUGGCCUCACACUUCAUUGAAAAUAUUGCGCACCCGAUGAGUCAAAGCUGUUAUAUCGGGGCUGUUUGGCAUCAUUUGAAAACAGAAAAUUUUGCAUUAAAUUAAGCAAAUUUUGCAUAAAAUUAAGCAAAGUGCAAUCGCGAAAAAAUACCGAUAUAUCGGUAUUAUCGGUAUUUUUUUCCGGUAUCGGUUUUCGUUUUUUUUCAAAUACCGCAACAGCCUACCGGCUGAAUUCAGCACAUAUAGAUCUCAUGGUAGUCGUGUAUAAAUACACGAACUUGUGGUUAGCUUUUGACAACUGGACUCUGUAACUCAGGCCUGUUUUAUACGUAGAAUUUUGGUCACGUCGAAUGCAAUUCAAACAAUUAAUAGAUAAUGAAGCUUGCCACAGAUUCGAUUCCGUUGUUGUACAUGAGUUGGAGUAAGCCUGAGCAGCAAGCGAACAUGUCAUAAAUUUCAAUAUUUUUAAAAUCGUUUUCGUUUCGUUUUCUUCACAAAUACAAUAUUCAAUAACUUUAGAUUUUCUAAUCAAACGUUGAGUUUGUACCAUUUUUUUGGCAGGCAACCCACCGCUCUCUACCACAGCUGAUUUGAUAAUCAACGUUCUUGAUAUCGAUGAUAACUGUCCUGUGUUCAAUCCUAAGGAAUAUAAUGUGACUAUCCAGGAAAAUGUGCCUUACGGGACGCCUAUAGUACAUGUGAAUGCCACAGAUGUUGAUACUGUGGGGGCAAAGUUAGAAUAUGGUAUUCGAAGUGGAAACACGGCCGACACAUUCACAAUUCACCGAUAUAAGGGUGAGGGUCUUUUUCCUUGUAUCUAUACUGGAACGCUCUAUCAGUUCUAAAAUGUUCUCCCUAGAUGAUGCAGUAAAUAACACAUCUUAUAUUGGUCCCAGUUUACUACACAGAAGUAAACAGGAGUACUCUGCGAAAACCUGCGCUGUUUAGUCAAACUUGGAGUAUUCUUAUUAUUUAUUUUUAUUAUUGUUAUUAUUAUAUAGUAUUCCAUAAGCUUUUCAUUAUUACAUUAUAAUAUUGCACAGCUUUAUAGUUGAAAAAGUUGUUUUAGCAGUUACUGGCAACUAGAAAAUUUAUUCAGAAAUGAGUUAUUUUCACGAAUGAAAUCUUCGGUAAUUUAUUUUUGAAAACUCUCUCGGAGAUCGUGCGAUUUUUCUCCCAUGCAACUGAGGUGAAAUUAUAAUCCGACAAGCUUCUCCUGGUUUAGGUCUGAAAAAUUGUAUAUAGUCUUUCGCCCUAAGUUUCCAUUUGCAAAAACCACAUUAAGUUCUAUCGGGGAAGAUAUCCAAAAUAAAACAACUGUAUGUUGCACGAAACGCAUUCCAAUCGCUUAACGUGGAGAAAAUAAUCCUUCGAAACAACGAAUGUUGACGAGAUUGUUAUGGAAUUCAACAUUGUUUGUUUUUAAUGAUUUCCUUAGGUAUACUACAGGCAGGACGUUCUGUGGAUCGCGAAACAGCAGCGGAAUAUAAUCUGAUCGUUCGAGCUGGCCAUGAUUAUUGUGGUGUAAACAGAACAGGGAUUGAUAUUGGUACGGAAAUUGAAUUUAUGGCACAUUUACUAGGUUCAGUAUAGGUUGUAUUUCAUAUUCAGCUGUCGAAAUUUGCGUUUGUCAGCUCAUCGUGAGUUUGGCAAAUACAACGUCAACAUCAAUGAAGACGUCCUUAUCAACAAUAGCGUUUUUACUCUAAGACAAACACGACUAUAAAUUGUAUUCCCUUGAGCAUUCUAGCACAGCGUAGUUGUUCAAACUGUUAUGUUAUUUACAUCAUUUCACGAAAGGAGACUGCCGUUGGCAAACGACGAGCGAGGCACCCUUCACCAUGCACAGUCAAUUUGCAAGAAUCUCCCAUUAAGUUGGUAAAAAAUAUACUUUUCAAUAAAUUUUAUUGUGAUUAAUUUGGUUUUUUCUUCAAAGAUGAAAGUGUCGAAUCGGAAUUGUCAAAAUCCAUUGCAAAAGUGAACAUUUUCUUGACCGACCUGAACGACAAUGCUCCGAAGUUCCUGAGCCGUGAAGAUUCGUACGAGUAUGAACUGAAAGAUAUCUACAUUAAUUCCUUGUUGUGGUUGAAUGCAACCGAUCCCGACGAAGGAAUAAAUGCCGAGUUUGACUUUGGAUUGCAUGGAGUAACUAGGGUAAGUGGAGGAUUAAGUAGAGUAUAAAGCAGGAGUAUCUAGGAUAAGUGGGGGAAUUGUAGGCGAGGAAAGGUCUAAGCCAACAAAGGUCGCUUUUCGCGAACAAAUUCACCUAGUGGAAAACCGGCUUCAGAUGCAAGGAAAGACGGUUAGCAUUCCUUAUCUUUAAUUAUUUAAUUUGCAGAAUCAGCAGAAGCGUACGUUGGUUGUGACAGCCACGGACAAAGGGACUCCGUCCAUGUCAUCAAAUACUACAUUGGAUGUGACUGGGUUAGUACGCAUGCGUGUGAUAUAAUAUAUCAUACACCAGGGGCCGGUUGUUCAAAGCUGGGUUAGCUUAACCCUAGGUUAACUUAAAAUUCAACGCAAACUUCCUGACAGCUUGUCUAUAAAUUUAGAAAUAUUUUUUCAGAAAUCUUGUCUGGAUCGAUAGGAGUUUUCACCUCUGAAGUUUUGAAAUAAACAGACGUGUAGAGAUACAUAAACUACAAUUAUUAUUUUCAGCGGGUUAAAUUUUAACCCAGGGUUAGCGCUAAGCCGCUAACCCACCUUUGAACAACCAGCCCCAGAAGUUGAAUUCCAAAAGCUGAGAGUCAUGACUGUGUUACCAAGACAACGAUACGGUGUUCAUUCCCUUCGUGUUUUGCUCUUGAGUGUUAAAAACUGACAUGUGAAGAUUCCUAAUAUCCCAUUCUUCUUUUUUCAGAAUAAAAUGUGAAGCAAUGCGUUUCUCUGUGUCACUCGUGGUCAUGUCACUGUGAAAACUCUCUGUGAAUUUAAUAAAAUUGUGGUGCCUAAAGAUGCCUUGGUCGAGGAAUCUGCAACUGUAAGUAACUGUUUGGUUAAGUUUUUGCAAAUGUUUUUAGUGAAUUUGCUAUUUUUAAAUUUUUUUACUCUAUUAUUUUAUUUCAUUCAGUAAUUUAUUUUUCAAUCCAACCGGUUUAAAGUUUUAGUCGAUGGUUGCGUGCGCUUUCAAUGACAGAAAAAGGUUUGUUUCACUAAAAUAAUGUUUCUGUUUCCUUAGUUCAACUGCAGUGCACAAGGUAACACGGUCCCAGAAUACAGAUGGUUUCGAAACAGCGUGCCUAUCACGGAUUGGUUAAAAAAUGGGGAAUAUUUCAUCAAAAGUUUAACGAAGAAUGACGAAGGUUUUUAUUCAUGUAUCGCAUCCAGUGAAGCGGGAAAUAUUCUAUCUGAGUUACAUAAGUUUACCGUAAGAGGUUAGUACAUGAAGGUUAUAAUGGAGGAUUAUAAUUUAAUAAACCUGUUGGUUCUUAUACCACAUGCAAAGGCUUGAAACUAACAACAGAAUGGAAAGACAACUGCAAAAAUAGAAGAAUACGACAGCUUCAAGUUGAGGCCACAUGGAGUCGGGCUGAUACGGUUAACCAGUAUUAUUUGUUUAAAAAAGCUUUCAUCUCGAAGUAGCCAACCUAAAUUAGCCAAAACGAUAUUGCUUUAUUUUGCUCACAUAAUAAUACUGGAUACCCGAUGAAGUAUAUUGAUUCAGUCCUAGCACUGGAUCAAAAUUAAUUGAGUUCUUGGACUGGAUCAAAAUUAAUUCACCUCACUUUAAGUGGUGAUUUAUUCAUAUGAGAUGUCAUUUCAAAUCCUCUGCUUCGCCACAGGCUGAUCAAAUUGCGCGGACUUGAAAUCUAGUCCAGUUCUCGUAGUCGGAUUUGAAAUAUUACAUCACAUGCAGCUUUGAUAAACAUAGAGUGAUUUCAGUAACAGCAUAAAGUUUACUCAAGCGAUCUUUUAUGGUCCGGAAAUAAUUUUCGUGACACGAUUCAUCAGGUCGGGCUCAUAUGAAGUGCCCCUUAGUUAGGGAGGGGGAUUAAUACUUUUACAUUAAUCAAAACUAAACUUUAGUACAGAUGUUUUAUAUUUUAUGUAUCUAUAUAGAACCGGCGAAGGUCGUCGUUCAUCCCAAAGAUAUUUGGGUGGAAGUUGACAAAGAAGCUAGGCUAAGUUGCCGCGGAUCUGGAGACGAAACUAUCACAUACACAUGGUUCAAGAACGAUAAACGUAUACGAAGUUCUACGGGCGUGAUCGCUGACCAGCCAGACCUCGUGUUCAAUAACGCGAUUCCUGAAGAUGCAGAGAAGUAUCAUUGCGAGGUUCACAACUACCAGGAUACCCAACCUGACAGGUCUAGAACCGCUCGCAUCGAAGUUUACAGUAAGUUAGGAACUAAAAUAACAUAUAUUUUAUAUAUGCUGGAUAGCUCUAUCAGUUUUGAACUCUUCUCCCUAGAGGUCCAAAGAGACAUAUUUUAUUGACCCAGUGUUACUACAGGAGGAAACCUAAACUAAACUAACUUUAUUUAUACUGGAUAGCUUUAUCAGUUCUAAACUGUUCUCCCUAGAGGUCCAGAAAGGGUCAUCUCUUAUUGAUCCAGUGUUACUACAGGAGGAAACCUAAACUAAACUAACCUUAUUUAUACUGGAUAGCUCUAUCAGUUCUGAACUGUUUUCCCUAGAGGUCCAGAAAGGGUCAUCUCUUAUUGAUCCAGUGUUACCACAGGAGGAAACCUAAACUAAACUAACUUUAUUUAUACUGGAUAGCUUUAUCAGUUCUAAACUGUUCUUCGUAGAAGUCCAGAAAGGGUCAUCUCUUAUUGAUCCAUUGUUACUACAGGAGGAAACCUAAACUAAACUAACCUUAUUUAUACUGGAUAGCUCUAUCAGUUCUGAACUGUUUUCCCUAGAGGUCCAGAAAGGGUCAUCUCUUAUUUAUCCAGUGUUACUAUAAGAGGAAACCUAAACUAAACUAAACUGUUCUUCAUAGAGGUCCAGUAAGGAUCAUCUCUUAUUGAUCCAGUGUUACUACAGGAGGAAACCUAAACUAAACUAACUUUAUUUAUACUGGAUAGUCCUAUCAGUUCUGAACUGUUUUCCCUAUAGGUCCAGAAAGGGUCAUAUGACUCAUAUCUUAUUGAUCCAGUGUUACUACAAGACAAAUCCUAAAGCAGAAAUUAAAACCAGAGUGUCACCAAGACACUCCUGUAGACUUGUAAAUUUUAAACAGAUUUGAUGAUGCAUAUUUCAUUUUGUAAACUAUGUCGUCAAUCCAGGCAUGAUAAUCUAAAGUUUCGCUCAUUUUUAACUAGCUCCUGAUGCAGUGGUGGAUAUGGAACUGACUGUAAACAAACCACUACACAAGGAAUCCUGUCAGUACUUCAAUAUAACCAACAUUAAGGUAGGCUUAAAAAAGUAUAUGAAUUGUUUAAACUUUGAGGGAUUCAGCAUGAACAUUGAUACUUGUCAGCCCGAGAAAAUGCUUUUUGUAAUAGGCAAUGAAGCACAUUUUAAUGACAAUUUUGAUUGGUUAAGGAAACUGUCGAAAGUAUGAUAGAAGGUGAAAUGGCUGUGGUUGAAUUUGAGAAGCCUUCUCGGUUAUGUAAUUUAACGGCGUGCUCUUCCGAUCCUUGUUUCAACAAUGGUCGAUGUCAAGUUGACGGAUCCGAUUUUAUUUGUCAUUGUCCUCGAGAGUGGACUGGAAAACAAUGUCUGAUUGAUGUUGACGAAUGCAAGUCAGGUUGGUACCACUGCACUACCAAAUAUUUACGCAUAACUGGACUACUAUUUUCAACCAUGACUUUGUGUCGUUUUUAAUUUAUUCUAAUUUAUUCACUCACGUGUUCGUUUCCAUAGAUACCUGUAGUAACAAUGGUGUAUGCGUGAACAGAAAAGGAAGUUUCUCGUGUGAAUGUCGAAACUCAUCAACAAGUGGAAAACUCUGUCAGUUUAGAGAAAAAGUUUGCAACCCCAACCCAUGUCGUAAAGCAGACUGUUAUCCGAAAGAAGUGAAACAGCGUUACGAAUGUCUUGGUGACGUCAAGGCUGUUGCCAUGGUGUUCACACUGGAUGAUGCGAGAUUACCGUUUAAGAAUUGGAUGUUGUAUGACGUAGCUAAGGAAAUUGAGAAUGCGAUCAAUGAUGCAGCGGUAGUACAAACACGAGAAGGUAAAUAAUUAAAGUGCAUUGCGUUUAUUUUUAGUUUAUUACGAGUAAAAUCUUCACAUUGAGCAAAUAUGUUUCUAAAAAAAUAUAGAGGCUUUAAUCUAUCGUUUCACUUUUAGGUGGACGAAGUCGACGAGAUACUAUAAUAGUUGAUUAUAGCGACUGUUCAGUUCGUGUGAAGCAACACAAAUUAGUGCAAGACAAGCAACUUAACUUGCAGAUAAUACUUGUUUGUGCCCAGCCCCCGCAACAGAAAUAUGUGUGCGAUGCCAUGUUCAAGCAAGGUAUGGUGACGUCAUGUACAGAUGAGAGUGGUACACGGGAAGCGAAACCAAAAACUGAUCCACCAACCAUUAGCCCACAACGGUACGUAUUUUGAAUUACAAUCUUGACCGCUGAUUGGCCAAAACCUGUGUCCAAAAUCUCAGAUCAUCCAUAAAACCCAUUUCCACUCAAGGAAAAUUUCUACUGACAGAAAAUUUUCCAAAAAUAUCACUGUUUAAAGUUGAAAAUUUUCAACUUCAAAAUUUUUUCCGACGGAAAAUUUGUGUCGGCCAAUCACAUUUAACAAAAUUUUCUUUGUGCGGAAAAUUUUCCUAUUAAUUGGAAAUGGGCCUAACUGGAAAGUUUGAGGUCUGUCCUGUAGCAUUGUUUAAAAUGCAAAAUAUGUUUAUUUUUUAGUGUAACUUUGGCGUUUAUUGUUCGCAAACCAAACGGGAAAGACAAAGAGGCGUCUGAGACAAUCAAUGUGUUGAGGGAAAGAAAUAUUGAGGAGGAAUUAGGGAAACACAAAAUGUUUGAUAUCACUUUGGAAGGUAGCUAUUUAAAAUUUAGGAAAUAUGCUAGUAAAAGAAUGUUCUGCCUGAAAGUUUGAAAACAGAAGGCUGCAUUAACACACUGAGCUGAUAAUUUGAGAUGUCAUAUGUAAUAAACAUUUAUUAUGGGGUAUAAAAUACUCGAAAAGUAUGUUAAAAAAGAGGCAAUGGCAGAGUGUUUUCAAAUACUUUGACGUGUUUUAUACGCUGGUAAUAAACAGCUUUCGAGUUUGUUAUAUUUAGGGACGCCGGAACGAUAAAAAGGCAAAGGGGGGCAAACGCACACCAAAGGGCACCUCUAUAGACCCCGGUGAAGAUAUAAACUUACAAUAAUGUGUUGACUUGCCAAUGAAAGCAAACGCACUUAAUCAGGUCACAUUCAAGAUCACACCUCAUGAUUUUGCCCAAAAAGCAUCACUGGAAAUGUGAUUUAUCGGGUAGUAUUUUACAACUGAAAGGGCACUUCUGCCCCCCUUGCCCCUCCUAGCAAAAGGCAAGAGGGGCAGCUGCCCCUCCUGCCCCCCAGUUCCGUCGUCCCUGGUUAUAUUACCUCUCAAACGGACUUGUAUUUAAAGAGAAAUUGAAGGUAUCGAGACAACGACACAGUGCUGCUUUUUGUUUUUGCUCAUGCAUUAUUAAAUUUGAGAAUUUUUGGUUAAACUGACUCACUUUGUUUCAUUUAAUUUUAGCACGUUCCCUUAAAAAUGCCAAAUCAGGUAUGUUACUGAUUUGUUUGUUUGUUUAUUUGUUUAAUAUUUCAUCGCUGAAUCUCUCUGCAUCAAAUACUAACUGUCUUCUAUUUUGAUUUUCCUCAGGAGAAAGCGAUUCUGGUCUCUCGUCAGGUGUUAUCAUUGGAGUCGUUAUUGGUUGCAUUGUUCUCAUUAUUCUCAUUAUUCUCGCCAUCGUAAUUGCUUUGCUUGUCACUAGGUAUGUGAACUCUAUAUGUUACUGAAAUAUUAUUUUCAUAUCAAACCACCGAUCACAAUCAAUCACAUGUUCAACCAAUCAAUUCGACAAAGUUGUUCUGUAUCAAUCAAGGCAACUUUAGACUCAAUCAAAAUGGAAAUCAAACCUUUAAUUAAUUCAUUUAUUAAUAGCGCUACCAUUAAUAGACUGUACGAUUAAUUAAUUAACCGUUGAUUCCGCCUGUUUUUAUUGAGCAAAAUGAUUAACCACAUUAAUUACACAUGUCGGUAUGCGAGCAAGAUGGCAAUCAGCGCGACUAUUAAUUGUGAUUAAUGAAAUAUCGAUUAAUGAACCGUUGAUUUCGUCUGCACUUAAUGAGGCAAAUGAUUGACAAGUUUGAUUACACGUAUGGAUUGUAAUGAAGACAUAUUUUUAAACUCGAUGACUUUGAAACACAGGCAACGUGGAGGUAAAGAAUUUAGUAUUGGAGGCCGAGCAAUGCUAUCUCGUAGCCAGAGCACCGAUGCCAUACUAUCACGUGACAUUAAUCUCCGAGAAUUGGAGAACGCCGAAGCCAGAGGAGUGAAUAACAAGACUUUCUCGGAAAUCUACGAAGAAAACAAUGGUAAUCCGAGUGAUCUCGAAAAUGGAGCGUUUAUGGUGGAAAAUCCUCAACAGGCGUUGAAGAAACAUGAUCAGGAAUAUAUGAAACAGGUGAGAGCAUGGGAGGUCCAUUAGAGCCAAUGCUUAUUUGUCAGCAUUAUCUGGCCAUGGCCAUGGUUAACUUACGCCCGUAUUCUAAAAGUUCACUCGCACUCAAUGAGUGGAAGUUCAACAUGAGCUUCUCUUGAGUGUCAAUAGCUGGGGGAUUAGUGUCGUACCUUACUAUAUGACUAAUCACCCUCCAGCUAUUCAAAAACAGCAUUGACACUCAAGUCUCAAGAGAAGCUCAUAUUGAACCUCCACUCAUUGAGUGUGAGUGAGCUUUUAGAAUACGGGCGUUAGAGAUGGAAUUUUCGAACAAAGAUUUUUAUUUCAGACCUAAUCGGGAGCAGGUGCGAAAAAAAUGCAACUUUAGGCGCUCUGGAAGGAAUUAGGCGCUUCAUAACUGAACUCAUUUGGACUGUAGCUCAGUUGGUUAGAGCACUGCACCGGAAUCGCAGGGUCGCAGUAUCGACUCUUGCUGCUCGAUUAUUCCUAAAAUUGUAUAUAUUAAUAAAUCUUUAUUCGGAAAUUCCAUCAACAAAUACCCCAUCUCAAUUCAAUUUUUCUCUCUCAAUAUUUUGAAGCCGUUUUUACAUAAGAUGCCAAAAAAUCUUCAUAAUUAACUUGCACACUUAAGUCUCAUACGGUAUAUAAAUAAGUGAUUUCACAAUAUCUAUAAUCUUUGAAAUAGCGAAACAGAUUUAGCCCUUCCUUUUUUCGACUUGUGUUUUGUUUUCCUCUUUCUCAAUUUAUAUGCUUGUAAAUAGUUCUACUUAUUUUAGAUAUUUUAGUAAUUGUGUGACACCCCUCGUGGAAAUCAGCUGCAUGUAUAUAGUUGUUCGAGGCUAGCGGGUUUAAAUAAAGUUUUGCAUUACAUUACAACUGUAAAUGAAUUUUGCGCUUCCAUUCUCCUAGCUCGAUUCCUGUCCUUGGUUCCACGGUUCAAUCUCCCGCUCCAAGGCUGAAGACUUGCUGGAUGCUAACGAUAACGAAGGGACAUUCCUGGUUCGCUCGGGAUUGGAUAUGGGAGAAUUCUACAUCAGCGUACGAACCCCGAAUGCUGAACCCAAAUUCCGACACAUUUCCGUCAACCGCCGAAAUGAAAACUUCGUUGCUGUAUGCGGUUCCGAACCACGAAACUUUACGACCUUCGACGAACUUGUCGAGUAUCUCCGAGAAAAUCCGACACAAAUGGAAGGCAUUAGCGAAGAUGUGAUUUUGAAGGGGCAUAUCGCUAAGUAG
Molecule: messenger RNA, 20736 nt
Organism: Paramuricea clavata
Lineage: Eukaryota; Metazoa; Cnidaria; Anthozoa; Malacalcyonacea; Plexauridae
Source: the annotation of a GenBank genome assembly